AUGUUUUGUUUUAGGAUUGUGCUGUGCCCAAUGCGCUCAGGUUGAGCACUGUGUUGCGUUAGCAUGCAUCGUCUUGUUUUUUGAUCAGCUACAUUCACCCUAAACGCCAAUUCUAGGGAAAGCAUUUCGGAUCACCUUCAUAGCUACACGAUGAUACAAAAUACGCAGUACGUAAAAGAUGCUGGCACUUUUCAAUGGCACUGCCCGUCUAUCUCUCUCGUCCAUCUAAGUUUCAUUCAUUUCCGCGUGGAAUUUUUCUGAUCUGCGCAGGUUUGUGAUGUCAGUGUUAAUAAAUGUCCACAGUGCAUUCCACAGACUGAAACUGCUUUGACACACCGACUGCGUGGCAAUAAAGUGCUAUCCUUGAAACGGUGGGCCUCAGUGUUCAUAGGUUGAGUGUCUAGUUUUGUGACGUAGUUUACAGUGACCAGGCUGGCAAAUGAGAAUGAAGCAUUAGUAGAUCUUGUUUUACUAUGUCCGCACUUAUAGUCUACACUUGUCACUUUCACAUCCACUGUAAUCUAUUAGCCGAGGACCUAGACAGGACGUAUCAUCAAUGAGUGUGUUUCGAAAGAGGCGUACUUUCUGCUCCAAAGGAAACAUUUUAGGACUUUAAUUAUUGUUGGUGUUUUUGUUUUUUUUGUGAGUCAGAUGUUUUCAUAAACUUCUAUAAGGUGAAAAAUGGCACUUUAUGUUCAAGGUCUAAGUAAGGGGGCACCUGAUAACGGCAUGGCACAGUUCCAGGAAAUGAUGCGGCAGCAGCUGGAGAGCUCCAUGCACACCGAGCUGGGAAAACUGCUGGACACUUCCAAAGGGCAGGAGAAAGAAGUAGCUACAAAGGACUUUCAAGGAUUUGAGAAACUUUUCCACCGAUUCCUACAAGUCAAGGGACCGUCGGUGGAGUGGCCCAAAAUACAAAGGCCUCCAGAAGAUUCUAUCCAACCUUAUGAUAAGAUUGCAGCUCGUGGACUUCCUGACAAUGUGGCUGACAGUCUGAACAAACUGGUGGUGGUCAAGCUGAAUGGAGGUUUGGGUACCAGUAUGGGAUGUAAAGGGCCCAAGAGCCUGAUCAGCGUCCGCAAUGAAAACACAUUUCUGGAUCUCACCGUGCAGCAGAUAGAGCACCUAAAUAAAACCUACAAAACAGAUGUGCCACUGGUGCUCAUGAACUCCUUCAAUACUGAUGAAGACACAAAGAAAAUCCUGCAGAAGUACACUCACACCCAGGUCAAGAUACACACCUUCAACCAAAGCAGGUAUCCUCGUAUUAACAAAGAAUCACUCCUUCCUGUCGCCACUAACAUGAGCAUGAGUGGGUCCAGUGCAGAGGGCUGGUACCCCCCGGGCCAUGGCGACAUCUAUGCCAGUUUCUACAACUCAGGUCUUCUCGACCAACUCAUUGCAGAAGGGAAGGAGUACAUCUUUGUGUCCAACAUAGACAACCUGGGAGCCACCGUGGAUCUGCACAUCCUUCACCACUUAGUCACUCAGCCCAAUGGAAAACGCUGUGAGUUUGUAAUGGAGGUGACGGACAAAACGCGUGCUGAUGUUAAGGGUGGUACAUUGAUUGAAUAUGACCGUAAACUGCGCUUGCUAGAGAUUGCCCAGGUCCCUAAAGCACAUGUGGAUGAGUUUAAAUCUGUCACAAAGUUUAAAAUCUUCAAUACCAACAAUUUGUGGAUUUCUCUGCCAGCUAUCAAGAGGCUGCAGGAGCAAAAUGCAAUGGACAUGGAGAUUAUCGUGAACCCUAAGACUCUGGAUGGUGGUCAGAACGUGAUUCAGUUGGAAACCGCUGUGGGUGCAGCCAUCAAAUGUUUUGACAAUGCCCUCGGCAUUAACGUGCCACGCAGCCGCUUCCUCCCUGUGAAGACCACUUCUGAUCUGCUGCUGGUCAUGUCCAACCUCUAUAGCCUGGACGCUGGCUCUCUGACCAUGAGCCCUAAGAGAGAGUUCCCCACUACACCACACGUCAAGCUAGGCAGCUCCUUCACUAAGGUUCAGGAAUACUUGAUGCGUUUUGAGAGCAUCCCAGACAUGCUGGAACUCGACCACCUCACAGUGUCUGGAGAUGUCACAUUUGGUAAAAAUGUUUCUUUGAAGGGAACUGUCAUCAUUAUAGCCAAUCAUGGAGAUCGAAUUGACAUUCCUGCAGGUUCUAUGCUGGAGAACAAAAUUGUUUCUGGAAAUCUGCGGAUUCUGGAUCACUGAGUUCCUUUAGAACCCAUCCCACAAUGCACCUGUAACAUGUGACCAAGCUGGCUUUAUUACUCAUUGUACAUGUGAAAUCCCUGUUUGUCAUAAAAUGAAUGCAAAUAGGAUGUAGCAGCACAAGCAGUGCUUUGUUUUGCUAAAUUUACUGCCACCUGCAGGAUCAAGUUAAAAGUAAGAAAUAGUAUAAAUUACAAAAUGUCCUUUAGCAAUUACAUCUGUCAAAAAUGUUACAAUUAACUGUACCUACUUCAUCUGAUAAACAUGUUGAUGCUUGAAAGUAGAACAUGGUUUUGUUUUGUUUUUCACUUUAGGUACUUUUAUUUGACUGUUUACACAGUACCGCUAAUGUGACCUUCCAUGAAACAAUGAACUGUCUAAUGUUAACACUGAUUGCAUACAACAUCCCUGAGCCACAACAGAAAUCAGUGUACUGUUUUGUUUAACAGUAUUAUUCCAAAGAAGUCAUGGCAGCAUAUGUUUAUAUACUAUGGCUCAGUAAUGUACAACUGAAUAUUUUGCUAUGUAUUGUCACAACAAGACAAUGAAGUUUGUCAAAUCUGAAGAAUUGUGAAUGUCCAAGGUUGUAUUCACAUUGUUUUGUCAUGUCUGUAUUUGUUAUUAUAAAGGACCGAAACAAAUGCACCUUCUAAAUGGGCAUUUAACAAGAAUACGCCUUAAUGAAAAUCACAAUUCACUAAAAUUGGUACUUGAACUGAAGAUUUUUGGAAAAUUUUAAGAUUUUCAAAUAUUACUGCUUGUGCCAUAGAUGGUAAAAAUGAAGUCCAUUUGUUUAAUGCCUGUUAGCCUCUAUGGCCUGUCACCUGUCCCCUUGUAUUGUGUCCUUAUCAAAGAUAUGUUAUCGGUCAAUGUAAAAUUUCUCCAAAAAGUGAAGGCCUUCUUUACUGUAUUUGGUUGUGUCAGUUUAAGAGAAUCCCUGCUGUGCAUUCCUUUCAUGUUUUAUCAUAGUCAGAGUUCACCAUGACCUUCAUGUUGUCUAAUGCCUCCAUGUCAGUAUCACUCUGCGUUAGUUCAUUUAGGGACAACACAAGAAGGUGCAAUAUUUUAUGCAGUGUUGAUUUGAGACACUUGACCGUACUGAUGCAGAGCAUGGUAAAAGCAAUGUGUGCUAGAGAUAUGUGGAGCGAAAGUCUGAAAGCAAUAAGUGUUGAGUGUAAUGUCUCAGCCCAGCUCUGGACCCUCUGAGUUGAAUAAAGUGCAAUAUGAA
This is a messenger RNA of Boleophthalmus pectinirostris (great blue-spotted mudskipper), 3436 nucleotides long. It is a transcript of the gene ugp2b, whose product is annotated as UDP-glucose pyrophosphorylase 2b. Gene Ontology annotation, biological process: UDP-alpha-D-glucose metabolic process; glycogen metabolic process. Gene Ontology annotation, molecular function: UTP:glucose-1-phosphate uridylyltransferase activity. The coding region runs from base 682 to 2208 and encodes 508 amino acids. Lineage: Eukaryota; Metazoa; Chordata; Actinopteri; Gobiiformes; Gobiidae. The transcript has 10 exons. The record is from RefSeq and is a predicted model, not a curated record. Gene Ontology annotation, cellular component: cytoplasm.